UUUUUUUUUUUUCCUGUGAGCUGUUAGUUGUUUUGUUCAGACAAGGUCUUACUGUGUAGCACAGGAUGGCUUCCAAUCAGCCUCCUGCAUGCAGGGAUGGGAAGUGAGAACCACCAUGCUCCCUCUAUGUAGUUAUGCCUUUGUCUCUUUUUCUAUGACCCGACAUCAUGCUUUUUAGUCUCUAUCUCUCUUUCCUUUCUGCAUAGCAUCUUGCUCGCUUGUCUCUAAGCACUCUCUCUGUGUCUCUGUGACUCUGUAAUGUGUCUCUUUAUUUGUCUCUCCUUCUUGCCCAGCCCUGACCAUAAAGUCUCCCUGUGUCUAUUUCUGUCUUUCCCUGCCACUUGACAUCUUGCUCCCCCUGGUCCCCUUUCAGGGCACCUUGUCCCUCCUUCCCAGCAUCAGCUCACCUCCAGCCUUCUCACCCUCCAGUCCCGCAAGCCUCUGCCUCCCCGUCCUGACCAGCUGGUUUUCUGCACGCCAGGCCCCUAGCGCCCGGUCCUUUCUAGCCUUGGCACCUGGAGCUGGGGGCCUCGGGCUCCGUCGGCUACACUGCACCUCCCUUUCCAGGGCUGGGCCCAGGGGUGCGGCCCUUUCUACUGCGGAGACCCCCCAACCAAACAUCAAACCAGUGGGAGCAAGUGGGUGGGGAAGAGGGAAGCAGGACCAGAGGUGAUGGAAGAGGGGGUGGGGAAGAAGACGAGAGGAGGUGGAGAUGGAAAGAGGGAGAGGCAGCGCAGGGUGAGGGAGGAGGUGAGAUAGAAGGAAGAAGGGAAGGCAGAGUCGAAUAGGGAGGAGGAAGAGGACAGAGGGAAGAAGAGAAGGCAGGGUGAGGGAGGAGGCGGAGGGAGAGGAGCGCACGCGGCGAGUGCGCGGCCGGGUUCGCUGGUUGAGAGCGAAGAAGGGGUGUGCAUUGGCACCGAGAGGGACCCGGGGCCGGCGAGGGCGAUCGCAGCUUCGGGAGGUAGAGCGAGUGCAGGGAGCGGGCCCAGGCGGGCGGAGGAGUGAGCGUCAAACGGGCUCUGGGGUACACGGUCCCAGCCCCUGUAUCCCGGGAGCUGGGGCUCCCGUUCUGGUGACAGCCAGGCUGGAAGUCCCAAGAGGAGGGGAGGGAAGAGCUAGGGGGUCGGGCGCUGGGAAAGGGUCGCUCCGAGGCCUCUUGGAUGGGGGGUGCCGCUCGCCUGAGCGCCCCUCAAGCGCUGGUACUCUGGGCCGCACUGGGAGCGGCAGCUCACAUCGGACCUGCACCUGAUCCCGAGGACUGGUGGAGCUACAAGGAGAAUCUCCAGGGAAACUUCGUGCCAGGGCCUCCCUUCUGGGGCCUGGUGAACGCUGCCUGGAGCCUGUGCGCUGUGGGGAAGCGGCAGAGCCCCGUGGAUGUGGAGCUGAAGCGGGUUCUUUAUGACCCUUUUCUGCCCCCGCUCAGACUCAGCACCGGGGGAGAGAAGCUCCGGGGAACCUUGUACAACACUGGCCGCCAUGUCUCCUUCCUACCUGCAUCCCGACCUGUGGUCAACGUGUCUGGGGGUCCCCUUCUUUAUAGCCACCGACUCAGUGAACUGCGCCUGCUAUUUGGAGCUCGAGAUGGUGCCGGCUCUGAACACCAGAUCAACCAUGAAGGCUUCUCCGCUGAGGUGCAGCUAAUCCACUUCAACCAAGAACUCUAUGGGAACCUCAGUGCUGCCUCAAGGGGCCCCAACGGCCUGGCCAUUCUCAGCCUCUUUGUCAAUGUGGCUGGCAGUUCCAACCCAUUCCUCAGUCGCCUCCUCAACCGGGACACUAUCACCCGAAUCUCCUACAAAAAUGAUGCCUACUUUCUUCAAGACCUGAGCCUGGAGCUCCUGUUCCCAGAAUCCUUCGGCUUCAUCACCUAUCAGGGAUCUCUCAGCACUCCUCCGUGCUCUGAGACUGUCACCUGGAUCCUCAUCGACAGGGCUCUCAAUAUUACCUCCCUCCAGAUGCACUCCCUGAGACUCCUGAGCCAGAAUCCCCCCUCCCAGAUCUUCCAGAGCCUCAGUGGUAAUGGCCGGCCCUUGCAGCCCCUGGCCCACAGAGCCUUGAGGGGCAACAGGGACCCCCGGCAUCCCGAGAGGCGCUGCCGAGGCCCCAACUACCGCCUGCAUGGUAUGCUUAGUGUGUCCCCUCCUUCUCCACGUCCUGAUAGUCUGCACUUAUUCCCAGUGGUUGUCUCAGUGUGAUACAUCCCUUGUCCUUUCUCACCUCUCCAUAUGGAACAGCCUGCUGCAGCCCACCCCUCUUUGCAGCUUAGUCUAAGGCCUGACACCCUGUUUUCCUUGUGGUACAAUUACAUACUGGUCCAUGCCCUCUGCCUACUGUUACUUGCCAAGAUGGUACGGUCCAGGUCACCUGUUUACAAAUGGUAUGACCCUACUUAGAGCUGUAGUCUUUCUGCUAUUCCCUUUCUGAGAAUCAGCGUGGUACAAUCCCUCUGUCUUUCUUACUGCCACUGUGGCUCGGCCCCGGGAAAUCGGUUAGUUUCUUGUCUGGUUUCUCAACAUGGUACAGCCCAGAAGACCAUAUCCUCUCCAUGUACCUUUAUGCAAACCAGCCUAUUCUGCACGUCCCAUGUGGCCUUCUUCCCUCCCUACAUGGUCUGGUCCAGGAGCUGAUCAUUCCCCCAACUUGGUAUAUUCCAUUCCCCCUUAGCAGCCUGACUAGUAGAGUCCUAUGUGCUCAGCUCCCACACCCCUCAAGCCGGUGCUUCCCUUUGCAGUGGACGGUGGUCCUCACGGUCGCUGAGACUCCCCAACGAGGAUUACGCCCGCCUGUUCUGAGUUUCCUCACCAGGGGAGGGGAUUCACCCCAAAACAAAGCUAUUAAAAGGACUGAAUGUUUCCGGUU
Mus musculus (house mouse) is the source of this 2859-nucleotide messenger RNA. RefSeq names its product carbonic anhydrase 11 (gene Ca11). The coding region runs from base 1161 to 2195 and encodes 344 amino acids. The record is from RefSeq and is a predicted model, not a curated record. Gene Ontology annotation, molecular function: neurexin family protein binding; zinc ion binding. The transcript is spliced from 8 exons. Lineage: Eukaryota; Metazoa; Chordata; Mammalia; Rodentia; Muridae. Gene Ontology annotation, cellular component: extracellular region.